CCUAUUUCAUUCAUCGUUCAGUGCUGUCAUUAAACCUCGUCGAUUGUGUUGAAUGUGGAGAAAUUUAGUUUAAUUAUAGAAAUAUAGACAAUUUUGCAAAGAUUGCUGCCUCACUAUAGCGGUACAUUAUCAAAGAAAUAUACGCGUACAUAUAUCUCGUUAAGAACGGCCGAAUAUAUAUCACAGAUCCAAUGUCGUCGAAACAUAAUGGUCAAGGCUCGACAACACAAACCUACAAACUUGUUGUUGUAGGCGGCGGAGGGGUGGGCAAGUCUGCAAUAACAAUACAAUUCAUACAGAGUUAUUUUGUUACCGACUAUGAUCCAACUAUUGAAGAUUCAUAUACCAAACAAUGUGUCAUCGAUGAUGUACCGGCAAAACUUGACAUCCUUGAUACGGCCGGCCAAGAAGAAUUUAGCGCCAUGCGUGAACAAUAUAUGCGUUCCGGUGAAGGUUUUCUGCUAGUCUUCUCGUUGAACGAUCAUUCCAGUUUCGAUGAAAUACCCAAAUUUCAAAAACAAAUUCUUCGCGUUAAGGAUCGGGAUGAAUUUCCCAUGCUGAUGGUGGGCAAUAAAUGUGAUUUGGAACACCAGCGUCAGGUAUCACUGGAGGAAGCACAAAAUAUUAGCCGUAAUUUGAUGAUACCCUACAUCGAAUGUAGCGCCAAACUGAGGGUAAAUGUUGAUCAGGCUUUUCAUGAACUAGUUCGACUUGUUAGGAAAUUCCAAAUGGCCGAGAGACCGUUGCUGGAGGAGGAACGUUACAAAAAGAAGAAAAGUAAAUGUUGUGUUUUAUAAAACGUCGAAAUGGAAUGCCACAACAUAUCUACAUAAAUAUGGACGUUAUGACGAAGAAACAUCAACACCAAAUUAAUUUUCAUAAAGCUGCCAGUGUUUUGAGUGAAACUAUUUUGGUUAUUAGAGAAAAAUAAAAAAAAAAUGAAAAA
Messenger RNA from Musca domestica (house fly), 946 nucleotides. RefSeq names its product ras-like protein 2 (gene Ras64B). Gene Ontology annotation, biological process: signal transduction. Gene Ontology annotation, molecular function: GTPase activity; GTP binding; GDP binding. The transcript has 3 exons. The record is from RefSeq and is a predicted model, not a curated record. Gene Ontology annotation, cellular component: plasma membrane. The coding region runs from base 192 to 797 and encodes 201 amino acids. NCBI's taxonomy places the organism in Eukaryota, Metazoa, Arthropoda, Insecta, Diptera, Muscidae.